AUGUCUGCGGAGCACACUCGCAACUGGUCGACCCUUCUGCCGGCUGAGAGACCAACUGGUCAAAUUGACCAGGCAUUUCAGCUGCCGGAAAUUGUCUGCUUUACGCUGUACCAGUUUCGCUGUGCUCUGGAACAUCCUUCCAGCUAUGUGACCUGGCGCAAUGACAUCUACCAGAUUCUUAAAGUGCACAAGCUCCAUCGCCUUAUCGACCCUGGCAUUGCCCGCCCUUACAAGGACUCACCCAAUGCUAGAAGAUGGCAAGAGAUGUCGAUUGAGGUCCGCAGGUGGAUCUCGUGGAACUUGAAUCCAAUCCUUGUGCGCAUGAUUGUGAAAGAGAUUCCUCGAGCUGAGCUGGCUGACGAGUUCAUGUUGGGGGCCGACACGGUCCUUCGGGAGCUUGCCCGCAGUCCCGAGCAGGACUCAGGAGAUGUCUCCGAUGGUUUGUUCAGUCUCAUUCGAUGCGAGCGAAGUGAUUAUUCUAGCGCCCGGCAGUUCGUUCACCGUAUUAUGGAGUAUUACACACACACCUUGAAUAUGAAAAUGGGAAUUCCGCCUUUUGUUCCUCUGCUGCUUUUGUUGAACGCAAUUCAGCGUGAUGUGGGAGAAGCAUUUGUCAAUGAGAGAUACGAUCAGCUGGAGAGUAUGAACAACGUUGCCCAGGAUGUCACCAAGGAACACUUUGAAAACGUUUACUUCGAUGCCUUGGAGCACCUUGACUCGAUGGGUCAGACAGCUGAGGAGGCUUUUCAUCCAUUGACUGAAUGA
Messenger RNA from Penicillium hordei, 765 nucleotides. RefSeq lists its product as uncharacterized. The record is from RefSeq and is a predicted model, not a curated record. The coding region runs from base 1 to 765 and encodes 254 amino acids. NCBI's taxonomy places the organism in Eukaryota, Fungi, Ascomycota, Eurotiomycetes, Eurotiales, Aspergillaceae. The transcript has a single exon.